GAGAUAAUUUUGUUGUCAUCGAAGAUGAUUGAACGGCGAUGACCGCAGAUUUUCACGCAUGAAAAGAAGGGAUUUACGUAGCCAUAGACUGUACACCGAUGGGAAGUUUGUCGGCGAUAAGAAAAGAGAAAGGAGCCGUAUGAAGACGGGGGACGACGACGGAGCACCCAGACCGGGAGAUGUGUCCUGAACAGAGCCAGCUGUGCUUCGGCACCGAGUGUCUAUGCCCACCAGCUUAUCCGUGACAGCUGAUCUCCAUGGAUGACCCGACUGAUGUGGACAGUUGAGUUAUAAUUUCUCGGAGACAAAGCUGAUCACUUGGCAAUCAUGUCUGUCUCAACGGUAUUGGCGAAGGCGUUGUUUGACAACACGGCAGAAAGCCCAGAAGAGUUGGCUUUCCGGAAGGGCGACAUCCUGAUGGUUCUUGAACAGGAGCAGAGCGGCGGGCCUGGGUGGUGGCUCUGCUCACUGCAUGGAAGACAGGGAAUCGCGCCCGCUAAUCGCCUUCGACUUCUUCAGACCGCCCCACCUCCUGGCUCAGACCCGCGUCGUGGCUCCAACGAAGACUCGGUCUACCUGUCGCCUAGUGGCCCUCUGGCUCGGACUGCAGAUGAUGUCGAUGGAGUUUAUCGCUCCCCGCCAGCGGCGGGUGAGGGACGGGGAGGAGGAGCGCCGUCAAGACCUGGGGAGCUGCGCAGAGUUGAGGGCGGGCGGCCACGCUCGCACUCUAGCUCAGGCACCCGGCCCAGACCCGACUGGGAUAUUGGGAUGGCGGGGCGUCCACGCUCACCCUCUUUGAGGGGACGAGGCACAGACAUGACAGGGGCAGUCUAUCAGAGUCCAGUGAGUGCUGCACCUGCAGCAGCUCAGCAUGCAAGGCAGCCAGGCGCUCACUUGGCUUCAGAGUCUGUUUAUCUUUCGCCCGCUGGAGUGCCAAGGGCCGCUGAUGAAGCAGAGGACACAUAUCUUGUUCCUAGAGAAACACUAACAACGGGACCCUCAGACGACUGUUAUUUGGUGCCCAAAGGUACACCUCUUGCAAGUGAUGAUGUUUACCAAUCCCCAACAGGAGGAGCUGUAGCCAAUGCUUUUUGCUCUAAUGGGCCAUUGCUACCCAGUGGAACUACAGGUACACCCCAGUCACAAGGGAGCCAGGACACACCUGGGGUGUACCAAUCACCCACCUCUGUGGGAGUAAGCCUUCAGAGGACUCCAGCAACAAUUCUGGCCCACCAUUACCCACCUCAGAUAUCCUCUGUUCAAGCAUCUCCUCGAGCCAUGCUCAAGGGAAUUUCACCGACCCCUGCUGCUGCCAGGGGCAAACCUGGCCUGGCCUCUCACCGGGGGUCCCCUUUGCUGAUCAGAGCCGGGCAGGUCAGAGCUCCUGGAUCACCAAAUUUUGCCCGUAAACCACCUCCCCCAGCACCUCCAGUGAGGAGCGUUACCAGGAAGGACGUACAUCAAGCAGCACCGCCUUCAGCUGACUCUAACUCUGUCCCCAAAUCUGCUGCUCAGCCGACUUCUGCAAGCCUGCAGAAAGAAGAGGACAAACCGAGGGCAGCCCCCCAGGGAAAGGAGGAAAGAAUGAGUAAUGGGCUGGAGAAGAGCAGCAGUGUGCAGAAUCAGAAGAGAGAAAACCAGGAUUAUUCAGAUCCUGUGGACGAUCAGGUCUAUGAUACCCCUCCCAGUGGCAGGUGGCAGCAUCCAGUCCCCUCUGCCCUCGGAGAAGAUGACGGCAUCUAUGACACCCCCCGCAGUGUCCCCCCGCAAGCUGACGCUGAGUCAGAGGUCUAUGAUGUCCCCACAAUCACUCUGACUAAGUCCACAGUUGAUGUCCAGCCUGAUGAAGCUGAUGAUGAAGUCUACAGUGUCCCUACACUUCCAGGUGUCCCUGUGGGACCAGGAGAGUCCACCAGCAGCCUGUGUGGGGAGGAAGUUCCUCAGGUUGGGCAGGUUUCUUGUGUUCCUGGAUCUGAGAAACGAACCAGUGGUGGAGAUAAUAAUCGCGGUGACUCUGAGCCCGAUGGUGGCAUCUAUGACAUGCCUGCUUUGACCAUUGAAGUCCUUCCUCAUUCUUCAUCAUCCUCUUCCACCUCCACACGCCGCCUCUCUGUGUCCAGUAAUGGUUCUGGCGAUGUGCAGUGGCGAGCCUCGCUUUCCAGUCUAGUCCACUCGGUGCUCACCGCAGUCUCCAACUCGGCCUCCACUCUGUCAUCACGGGACCUGGCUACCUCAUUGGCUGAAAUUCUGUCCACCUGGAAGGCCAGUCAUUCAGGUGAUCCCCCGCCGCCCCUUCAGCAGGCCUGGGCCCGCUUAUCAGACCUGCUUCCGGCGUUGUCCGCUGUGGGUAAUGCUCCUCCAUCGGAAGGGCUCUUGACGCUAGUCCAGCGCUCGCUUGAGGAAAGCGCCCUCCUCUUACAGGCUCAGGGCCGGCCUCGUCUGCCUUCCCAAGAAUCUCUGUCACGCAGGCCACUGCCUGCGCUCCCAGUGCCUGAUGGGAAGUCAUCGGGAGGUGGAAUGGGUUCUCGUAAAAGUAGCUGGAUCCAGGAGAGGCCCCUGCCCCCAACCCCUCAGCCUGCAUUUCCCUUGCCUCCUACUCCAGCCAUGGUGACGCUCACAGUGGGCCCUGCUGACGGAGAAGAUGACCCCAGCAAUGAGUACGCUGGGAUCGGCUUGACUCCCAUCCCAGCACCAGUACCUGCUGGAGACAGUGUUGGAUAUGUAAAGCUGCAGGGCAAACCUGAGCCGCCUCCUGACGCCCCCACUGAGAACGGACAGACACAAACUAUCACCGCAGAGCUAAGGGUGGCCCCGUCCCCUCCUCUGCCAGUGUCCCUUUCCCUGGAGGACUCGGAGCUGCUCUCCUUCUACUCCUCUCAGAGCCUCGCCCACCUCUCCUGCCUGGCGGACGCCGUUGACGUGCUGUUCAGCAGCGUGAAGGGGAACCAACCACCUCGAAUCUUCGUCGCCAGAGGAAAAAGUCUCAUUGUGACGGCACACAAGCUGGUGUUUAUCGGGGACACGCUCUCCCGCCUCCUCACCUCUGCUGACCUCCGGGCCAAAAUCACUACCUCAGGGGGACGGCUCUGCCAGGCUUUGAAGGCAGUUGUGGUGGCAACAAAGGGCGCCGCACAGAACUAUCCGUCAGUAUCCGCCACCCAGGAGAUGGUGGACUGCGUCGCUGAGCUCUCCCAGCACGCGGCCGGCUUCUCCACUCUGCUCCAGCGUCUGGCAGAAAUAUCUUCGUGAUGUUUCUUAUCGCUUGCGUUUAAAAAAAAAAAAAAAAAAAAA
Archocentrus centrarchus (flier cichlid) is the source of this 3291-nucleotide messenger RNA. It is a transcript of the gene efs, whose product is annotated as embryonal Fyn-associated substrate. The transcript has 8 exons. Gene Ontology annotation, biological process: cell migration; cell surface receptor protein tyrosine kinase signaling pathway. NCBI's taxonomy places the organism in Eukaryota, Metazoa, Chordata, Actinopteri, Cichliformes, Cichlidae. The record is from RefSeq and is a predicted model, not a curated record. The coding region runs from base 328 to 3249 and encodes 973 amino acids. Gene Ontology annotation, molecular function: protein binding. Gene Ontology annotation, cellular component: plasma membrane; cytoplasm.